ACUCAUUUGGUAUUUCAAAACGAAUCGCUCCAGUUGGUGCUGCUCCCUGGUGUACUUUUAACAUCCGCUGACUGCGCUGUGAUUGUUUCCAGCUACCCGAGGGCGAAAACAAACGACCACACCGGCUAAUCACAUUUCGUACUGCGGAACGCUUAGUUACUGGAUCCUGAAAGGAUCGCCGAACCAAGCCACCAGACUGACUGCAACUUUGUUCCCACCCAGUCGAGGUGGAACGCUACACGAAAUGACUUUUCCCCUUUGAAUGGCCCUUGAGCCUUCACUGCAGAGUCCGGACGAGAGACUCCUCCGGAUAUGUUGGCGUUGGUAGUGACACUGGUUCUGUUCGUGACCUGCUAAACCACAAACCAGCAAAGUCAUUACUUUCGGCAUCUAAUCGUCCCAAUCCGAGCGUGAUUCAAGUUUAUUACUAGCACACAACAGCUCAACAGUUAAACCUCAGAUAAGUGCAGCAGUUCACCGCUCCGGUUCCAAGUUUCCUAGUUGUGUACAAGCACUUCGGCAUCAGUACAGGCACGCUCUGGCUCUGCCGACUAAAGUAUAGACACUUCGACAAACAUCCCUGCUGCCGGUGGUUUUCCCCACCCAGCAAGACGUACAUCAUCACAACCGCAAACAGGCUCCGUAAAGUGGAAAGUGCAUCCUGAUCCUGUCUAAGAGUGUUACAACACGUGGACUUGAAAGUUUCAGAAACAACAGCCUCUUUGUGUUAGGUGGCAAAGGAUCGCCAAGGUGCCAAGUGCGUGCCGAAACAUCCAGCCGGGGAUAAGAGAAUGCCGGGUGUGGUGUUUCUCGUUUGUGUACCGACGGCAAAUUAUGAACGGGUACUAAUUAAUGGAUUGGAUUUCGAAAAUGGUCAAUCGUUGCCGCCUCCGAUUCCACCCCAUCAGUCACCGAACGUUAUCGCUUCCGGCGGUGGUGGCGGUGGCGGCGGUGGCGUUGGUGCUCACAAUCUAAACCUAAACGUACCGGAAAAUGCAGUGCAAUCGAGUGAGCAGAGCGAAACUGCAAACGCAAUUCUACGACUGGAAGUUGAGCUACGGGACAAACACGCAGUGCAUCAGAAUAAUCGGCGGCCGGGUAAACCACGGCCACUGCAGGGAAGAGGACCGCCACCACCACCACCACCGUCGGCCAUCAGCAGCCCAUUCGCUGGUCAGGGCGGUGCUAUCAAACCACGGAACGAUAAUUGCUUUGUUCCGAUGGACAAGGUACUUGACGAGCUGCUGAAAAAGCUCGAGAUUGAGCACGUACUCUGGCAACUGGAUCGGUCCGGUCACUACCAUCAGGUACUGUUCCCGUUGGCAGCCGGUGAUCCGUGCGAGACAACCCUGCACUGUCUGACCGAGCUGGGCAUUGGUUUACGGGCAAACUCCAACGUGAGUGUACUACCAUGCAGUGUUUGCUACGAUGGAUCUUCGACGGAUGCCGGUGCGAAUGAGGAUGAAUAUGGGGACGAAAGCGGCGAGCAAAAUUCCAAGUGGGAAAACUUUGUAGAUUCGAUCCGAUCGAAGCUUACGGUGAAACAGGUUGUGGACGGAGUUCGAGCCGGCGGUUCGUUAUCCUUCGACUAUCUACUGCUUAUCGUUACGGCCGACUCGCUGGCCGCUCUUGGAUUGGUGGAAAACAACGCCCCGAACAUCGUUGCCGCCAUGUUGGUGUCACCCUUGAUGGGUCCGGUUAUGUCAAUUACCUUCGGAGCGAUUAUCGCCGAUCGGGAGCUGGUGAAAGUGGGCUUCAUCUCGUUGGGCCUCGGGAUGUUCAUCUCUAUUGUGUUUGGAUUCAUUUUUGGUUUGAUCCUGGGUACGACCGAGAUGCCGUGGGGAUUCGGCGACUUUCCAACCGAGGAGAUGAAAGGACGUGGAAAUGCUCGGUCGCUGUGGAUGGGAAUUCUAUGGGCCCUCACUUCUGGCAGUGGCGUUGCGGUUGCACUGCUGCAAGGAUCGACCGGACCGCUAAUCGGAGUGGCCAUUUCGGCUUCGUUGCUGCCACCGGUCGUUAACUGUGGACUAUUUUGGGCGCUCGCUUGCAUUUGGCUUAUCUACGAAGACAUCAAAAUACCGCACCUGAAGGGCGAAGCGUUCAAAGGAAACUCGAGCUACGAGUUCCUCUACACCAAUUACAUCCCGACGGAGUUCCUAAUUAGCGGUAUCGUAUCCGGCCUGCUGACAGUGAUCAACGUAAUUUGCAUCUUCAUUACGGCCAUUAUUGUCCUGAAGAUAAAGGAAGUGGCUGCCCCUUACACUUCAAGCCCCGAUCUGCGAAGAUUCUGGGAGACGGAUAUUCGAACCGCUCGGACGGCUAACCGAACAACCAUUAGGAGAAAGCGAACUGGCGAGGCGGACCUAAUGUCGACAUACGCCGAGCUGGAGAACGACCCGAAGGCCCGUGAUCUGGGAACGGCACUGGAGCAGGCUCUGAAGGAAGCCGUCGACGAUGAUACCUAUCGAAAGGUAAAGCGGAUGAGCUACUCGAGCAACGCUGCUAGUGGGAUUGCUGAACGGCUGUUUGGCACCGGUGGCGUUGGGUCAUCCACACCGAGCGGCAUACCAGCGAAUCGGGCCAGCGUUCGUAAUUCCAAGAACACGGCGGACUUGAAAUUGUUGGAAAAGCUGGUAACGUCUCUGCUCGAAGCACAGGAUUCGGCCAACCGGCAGCGUUCCACGGAGACAAUCGGUGGUGGUUCGGGCUCGGUGAUGCAACGUUUGCGGCCCAUGUCCCGCUCGUUCCGAUUGCCAAGUUCGAUCCGGCGCAAGGAUCCCGGUGGUUUGUCGCAGACCGGCAACGGUGCUGGGCCGAUGCCAACAAUCCGAGAGCUGGCUGGCAGUGGUCAUCGAACCAACUCGUGGGGUGACCAGAAUAGCAACGUCCGACGGGUUUUAAAUUCGAUUGCCAAUGCACCGCAGCGGUUUAGUCAAUCGUUGGCCGGCGAGGGACGGGACGACGAGGAACGGAACAACUUAACGCAGAAUAUUUUGUGAAAUUAUUGUCAAUUGUUGUGUCGGUCAACAUUUUGGUUGAGUUCAAAUCGAUCGAUAUUCAAACUAUUUAAUUCGUUGAGUGAUUUUUCCAUUUAUCCCGUAUUUUUUGUAGUGCUGAACUACCUAAUCCAAGUGCAAGUACAAGAUUAGAAUGUAGACAUUAAUAAAAAAAUGAAUAUUGCCCUAAGAUUUACUAUAUUAAACAUGUUUUAGGAUGAAUUCAGAAUGUAAUAUCAUGAGAUUUUAAAUUUUUGUUUAAA
Molecule: messenger RNA, 3259 nt
Organism: Malaya genurostris
Lineage: Eukaryota; Metazoa; Arthropoda; Insecta; Diptera; Culicidae
Exons: 13
Coding region: 792-2999 (735 amino acids)
Source: RefSeq, a predicted model, not a curated record